AUGUCAGUUCAACCAAGCAUCAAGACCACCUCGCCAUACCCCUUUUCCAAGCAAAUCUGUUGUUCGAACUCCAAAUCCUUAGCUUUUCCGAAACAAAAGCCUUUUGAUCUGCGUGCAUUAUCCAAUCCCGACCUCAAAUCCAAACACGCCAUUAGAAGAAUCCGGAAAACGCAGUCUGUGUCGGCCGCCGCGGAAUUAGCUCCACCGGCAAUAACUUUCGAAAAUUCCGACACUGAACUUGCCGCCGAGGAACCUCAGGUGGAAGAAGAAGAAGAAGAAGAGGUGAAAUCAUUUCCAAAACCAAGGAUAGUGCUCAAGUUCAUAUGGAUGGACAAGAACAUCGGGCUCGGGCUGGACCAGUUAAUGCCGGGCUACGGCACGGUCCCCAUGAGCCCGUACUUCUUCUGGCCCAGAAAAGAUGCAUGGGAGGAGCUUAAGACUGCACUGGAGAGCAAGCCCUGGAUAUCCCAGAAGAAGAUGAUCAUACUUCUUAAUCAGGCCACUGAUAUUAUCAACCUCUGGCAACAAAGUGGUGGCAACUUGUCAUAA
Striga hermonthica is the source of this 549-nucleotide messenger RNA. Lineage: Eukaryota; Viridiplantae; Streptophyta; Magnoliopsida; Lamiales; Orobanchaceae. The record is from the annotation of a GenBank genome assembly.